UGGUGGUUAUGUUCGGAGGUUCUGGUGUCAGUGGACUCCUCUGUCCGCACAGCUGGUCCUUCUGUAAAGGCCAUGUGGAGGAGGAGCUCCGGUUUGAAGAACCACUGUUAGCAUAGAGCCGGUUGUUGGUGGGUUAGUUGGGUUCUGUCAGUUAGUUUAGUUCGGUUAGUUAGCUUAGUUAGCUUAGUUCGGUUAGUUAGCUUAGUUCGGCUUAUUUGUUGUAGUUUUAGUUUGUUUUGUUCAGUUUCAGAUGUGUUCAGUGUCUGUCAGAGGAGUGUCCGUCAGUUUUCCAUUCACUCCAUAUGAAUGUCAGAAGGAAUACAUGAACAGAGUGAUGGACUGUCUGCAGAAGAAGGUGAACGGUGUGUUGGAGUCUCCCACAGGUACAGGUAAAACCCUGUGUCUGCUGUGUGCCACUCUGGCCUGGAGGGAACACUUCAAAGACACCAUCUCAGCCAGAAAGAUCACACAGAGGCUGAAGGGAGAGGAGAUGUUCCCCAGUACAGGCACGGCAUCAUGAAGUACUGCAACAGACGGAGACACCCCAGCCUACUACACAGACGUUCCCAAGAUCAUCUAUGCAUCCAGGACACACUCUCAGCUGGCACAGGUCAUUGGUGAAUUAAAGAAGAUCUCAUACAGGCCAAAGGUAUGUGUACUGGGGUCCAGAGAACAGCUGUGUAUAAACCAGGAGGUGAUGCGUCAGGAGAACAACCACAUGAAAGUCCACAUGUGUCGGUCUAGUUCCACCAGGUCCUGUGUCUACUAUAACAAUGUUGAAGAGAAAAGCUCAGAUACAGACCUGGUUCACUCCAUCCUGGAUGUAGAAGAUCUGGUCAAAUAUGGAACCAAACACAGGGUGUGUCCGUACUACCUGUCCCGGUCCAUGAAGCAGCAGGCAGACAUCAUCUUUAUGCCCUACAACUACCUGUUGGAUCCAAAGAGCCGCAGGACACACAACAUUGAGCUGAGUGGAGCUGUGGUCAUCUUUGAUGAGGCCCAUAAUGUGGAGAAGACCUGUGAAGAGUCCACGUCCUUUGACCUGACUCCGUACGACGUGUCGUCGUCCAUUAAAGCUGUGGACGCUCUGCUGAUGGACAAGGUUAAAGACGCACAAGGAGACGACCUGUCCGACUGCAACAUGGAGUCACUGAGCUCAGGGUUGAAAGUCGAUGUAACGGCCAUCGCCAAAAUCAAACAGAUCUUUCUGGAUCUUGAAGCUGUCAUCGACUCUUACGAUGUUCCAGUCGACAAAGGAAUUACAAAACCAGGAAUUUUCAUCUAUGAACUCCUGGAGCGAGCCCACCUGACUUACAGCAGCAAGACAGCUGUGGCUGAAGCACUGGAGCAGAUCAUCUCCUUCUUAUCUGGAAAACCUGGGAUCUUCCUGAACACCAGUGGUCUGCAGAAGCUGGCAGAUAUCAUCCAAUUAGUGUUUUGUGGUGAACCAUCUGAGAAGGACCAAGCUCAGCAGAUGCACCUGAACACGGCUCAGUUUAAGGUUCACAUCCACCCAAACAUCAGCUACCGCGACAGAAAAGCCACCGCUGACGUCUGGGUUUCAGCGUCUGCAAAGAAACAAGGGAACAUCCUCAGUUACUGGUGCUUCUCUUCAGGGUUCUCCAUGCAGGACCUGGUCCACCAGGGGGUUCGCUGUAUCAUUCUGACCAGUGGAACUCUGUCCCCUCUGGCCUCCUUCACCUCAGAGAUGAGAAUUGAGUUCCCCGUGCAGCUGGAGAACAGCCAUGUGAUCGAACGAGACCAGAUAUUUGUGAGCGUCAUUGACCGUGGUCCUGACGGAGUCCACCUGAGUUCAGCAUUUGAUCGAAGGUUUGUUCCUGAAAACAUGGCCUCGUUAGGAAACACUGUGGUGAAUCUGAGUCGAGUGGUUCCUCAUGGACUCCUGGUUUUUUUUCCUUCAUUUCCUUUAAUGGAAAAGACUCUGGAUUUCUGGAGAACUCAUGGACAUGCAGAUCGCAUCGAGAACAUCAAGCCCAUGUUUGUUGAACCCAAAGGAAAAGGAACAUUCAAUGAGGUGAUUGAUGGAUUUUACUCCAGAGUCAAUGAUCCUUCAUCCAAAGGAGGGAGUUUCUUCGCUGUGUGUCGAGGGAAAGGUGAUGAAGGCUUGGACUUCUCAGACUCUUUUGGUCGGGGGGGUCGUCAUCACAGGUCUGCCUUUCCCUCCAAGAUGGACCCACGGGUCAUCCUGAAGAUGGAGUUUCUUGACGAGAUGAGCAGGAAGAGGGCACCUGGUCUUCAGUACCUGUCAGGGCAGCAGUGGAACCGUCUCCAGGCCUUCAGAGCGGUGAACCAGGCCAUUGGUCGAGUCAUUCGACACAAAGACGAUUAUGGCGCCGUCCUGCUGUGUGACCAGAGGUUUAAGAACGCUGAUGCACGAGCUCAGCUUCCAUCGUGGAUCCGACCGCACGUACGUCUGUACGACAACUUUGGAAAUGUGGUCCGGGACGUGUCGCAGUUCUUCAGGGUGGCACAGAAAAUGAGGCCUGUAGUGCAGAAGGAACACAACGCUGGGACAUCCAAGAACCCUGGGACAUCCGAGAACCCUGGGAAAGCUGCUGUUCUGGACACUCGGUGCCCCCCCACCCAGAGGGCCAAGGUUCUGGACGCCCACAUUCCCAGUCUGAAGAAAAGGAGACUGAACGACCCCCCAGGGGCCUCUGGAAUGGCCCGGCUUUGUGUGAAUAUGAAGGUGACGGCCCCGCAGACCCACAAGAGACCGCUUAACCUGUUUCCACGCUCUGGACCAGGGGGACCGUAUGGUGGUGCAGGGGUUUUUCUAGAAAAAAUUAGUAAGAGGGAGCACAGUCACUACUCACAGCUGGUGACCGUAGGUGAGGUGUCUCAGUAUAAAAGGACAGAUGUGGACGCAAAAGGAGGAAAACGGAAAAUCAAAGUGGUCCAUGAGCAGAAGCUGAGCAUGUCCUCAGCCGUGUGUGAGGAGGAUAAAGCCAGCAGAGCCAAGAGGUUGCAGGACAUGAAGAAGAGUCUGAGCCACGUCAAGUUUGAGCAGAUGGUCCAAGCCCUGCAGACCUACAAGAGGACGGACCACCUGGAUGGACUGCUGAAGACGGCAGCACUGGCUGAAGACGCCAACACGCACGGUCUGCUGAGAGGUUUUUACCAGUUCGUUCGUCCUCAUCACAAACUGUGCUUCGAUCAGACGGUUCUGGAGCUGACAGGACGAGGCUGUGGAUACAAACCUGUCCACUCUGUGUCCAAGGAGGACCGGAGCGGCCCCCUGUUCUGGUCCAGUUGGGUCUGGUCCAUUGUUCCGGUCCACGCUGCCUUUGUGUCAGAUGUUCAGUCAGUGUUGGGUUCAGUGAACAGUGGUCAUCUGUUCAGAGCCGUUCACAGAUACAAGAGAACAGACAACUACGAAGAACUGGUGUCUGUGGUGGUCAGUCUGCUGACAGAGGACAGGAACCACUUCAGUCUGUUACACAGGUUCUCCAUGCUUAUUCGCCCUCACCAAAAACAGUACAAGGAAAUGUUGGAGGAUUUAAGUGGAGGGUCAGGACUGACUGCACAAGAAACCACGAAGAAGAAGAAAAAACACCACAAAGAAGAAGAAAAAACACCAACCAAGAAGAUGUCUCUGGUCAAAACUCAAAGUAAGAUUUCAGCUUUUUUCUCAAACAGCCAAAGUAAGAACUGA
Messenger RNA from Sphaeramia orbicularis (orbiculate cardinalfish), 3676 nucleotides. RefSeq names its product regulator of telomere elongation helicase 1-like. Gene Ontology annotation, cellular component: nucleus. The record is from RefSeq and is a predicted model, not a curated record. Gene Ontology annotation, molecular function: DNA helicase activity; DNA binding; hydrolase activity, acting on acid anhydrides, in phosphorus-containing anhydrides. NCBI's taxonomy places the organism in Eukaryota, Metazoa, Chordata, Actinopteri, Kurtiformes, Apogonidae. Gene Ontology annotation, biological process: negative regulation of t-circle formation; regulation of double-strand break repair via homologous recombination; telomeric loop disassembly.